AUGGAUCCCAAGGACAGGAGAAGUGUCGAAUAUUGGGAUGACAAGACUUUUGUUGAAUGGUUCGAAAGCGCGCAUGAUGAAAAACAGACAAAGAAAAAAGGCAAGCCAAAGAAAAAGACACCAAAGGUGGAAAAGCCACUGGUGCGCCUUCUCCCCUUCAUAGAAGCUCUGAGAAACAAUAGAUAUCUGCAAAUAAGAGAACUUUACGUUUGGGGAGUGUAUCUCGAUUAUAGCGAUAUGCUUGGCUUGGUAAAGAGCUCUAGUGAUUUUUUUCUCAUUUUUAAGGGUGGCAUGGUUUCCAAGGGUAAUUAUGAACUGACGUACAUUGAGCUUAUUGACUGCUUUCUUAAUGAGAAAGCAAUUGACGCACUGGCUCCACAGGUCAAUUACACAAAAACUUUAACAAAUCUGAUCCUAGACUUCAAUGAGUUUGGUGAUUCUGGCUGCUACACAUUAUGUGAAGGACUGAAAUCUUGCCGCUGGCUUAUUCGCCUAAGUGUCUGUUUCUGUGGAUUACAUAAGCAAAGUGGCAUAUGGCUGGGGAACCUAGUAGCUGAAACUUCUAUUAGAGAACUCUACUUAGACGGUAACCACCUGGAGGCUGAGGGAGCCAGUGCUCUGCUCACACAGCUAGCGGAAGCGGCAAUACAGGAAGGAAUCGAACGCGAACGACUGAAAGCAGAGAAACUAGCUGCCCUGGAAGCCAAAGCAAAAGCGGGACGCCAACGGAUCGAUUUCGACGCACCACCUGGUGCAUCAGCGAAUAACGCUGAAGGCGUACCAGACGCUGCAGUUUACAACAACGAUGAAAGCACCAACGUCAACGCUUCUGGAGGUGAGCUUUCGGGUGACGCGCCUAAAAAUCCCGGUCCAAAAAGAAAAAAACGGAAACACCGUAAAAGACCGAGCAAAAAAAAGAAAUUAAAAGUUCCACCAUCCGGACCUCAGAUCAGUCAACUCCAUAUGGCGGAAAACAACAUAAACAGCAUCAGCCGUGGGGGUAGUUUUGCUCCGGUUCGCUGUAUGCAAUUACUGAAGGCUAUAAUAGCGAACGCCAAGGAUCUGCAGGAGGUUGAUAUUUUUGGCAACGACAUUGGGCAGGUGGCGGGCCGCAUUAUACUGGAAGGAAUUUUGGCGAGAAAGGAUAAUAGCCUCCCACGAGUUGGCGUUCGUGUGACUCAUCUGAUCAACCAAGAUACCUAUGAUAUGAUUCGCAAGUUAGCCCCACCUCUAAAACCCAAGAAGAGGAAGGCUGCUUAA
Mesocestoides corti is the source of this 1260-nucleotide messenger RNA. The record is from the annotation of a GenBank genome assembly. NCBI's taxonomy places the organism in Eukaryota, Metazoa, Platyhelminthes, Cestoda, Cyclophyllidea, Mesocestoididae.